AUGUAUCCGAAACUAAUUACCAGCACUUUGCUGGCUGCUUGCGCGACAACCGUUACCGCCUGGGGUGCCGCUGGCCAUGAAAUUGCGGCGACCAUUGCGCAAAUUCACCUCCACCCUAGCGUGCUCCCAACCAUGUGCGAAAUUCUCAACUUCACGUCGCAGAAUCCAAACGAACCCCAAUGCCAUCUCGCGCCAGUCGCCACUUGGGCGGAUAAACUACGAUAUAAGAUGCGUUGGUCAGCCGCACUACACUACGUGGGAGCGGUUGGCGAUCACCCAUCGCAGCACUGUUUGUUUCCCGGAGCCAAGGGCUGGGAGGGCAAACGUGGGGUGAACGUGCUUGGCGGCAUCAGGAAUGUUACCGGCAUUCUGCAAGACGUUGUGGCUCUCAGGGGAGCGAAACGCAAUUUGUCCACCAGACAAAUUGACGCCGCGAAUGAGGCGCUCAAGUUUCUCAUCCAUUUUAUGGGCGAUAUGCAUAUGCCGCUGCAUCUCACUGGUCGCGACCGUGGCGGUAACUCGGACAAGGUGCUUUUCGGUGGCCGACAGACCAACCUCCAUUCACUUUGGGACGGACUCCUCAUUGCGAAAGCUAUUCGCUCUGUCCCACGCAAGUAUUCCCGCCCAUUGCCCUCCAAGAAGAUUGAAUGGGCACUUCGCGACACUAUCUACGACUCCUACGUUCGCAUGAUCAUGGUGGAGGGCGUGCUUGGCAAAUGGCAAAGCGAAGUCGCGGAAUGGCUUACUUGUCCGGCUCCCGCUGCUACAAGACGGCCUAGCAGCUCAUCAGCCUCACUCGUUCUUCCCGCUCCAUUCGGGCCAUUACUUGAGCAAGUAAUUGUCUUCUGCCGCCGCUACGUCUUUGGUCUCGUCACCCGCUCCCCUAGGUCUGAGACUGACGAUGACCUUAUUUGCCCGUAUGCAUGGGCUCAACCUAUUCACUCGCUCAACUGCGAGAUAGUUUGGCCUCCUGCGUUGGACGAACCACCAUAUAGCGAGUCACGCUUAGACGGAGCACUUGAGCGACGAGAUGACCAUUCUUCGAAAGUUCUUGAUGCCCUCGAGAAACUAGAGAAAGAGGCUGCGCCAAUUGGCGGACCAUACCUCGAACUUGAUACCCCCGAGUACAGCGGCGUUAUCGCUGAUCAGUGGAUUGUUGAGAAACUACUCGCACAAGCGGGGAUUCGUUUGGCAGGAAUUCUCAACUAUCUAUUCGCCGACAUGGGAGAGGAUGGGCGAGAAGUCCACGGUGGGCUGACACUGAACCUUUGA
Molecule: messenger RNA, 1272 nt
Organism: Mycena indigotica
Lineage: Eukaryota; Fungi; Basidiomycota; Agaricomycetes; Agaricales; Mycenaceae
Exons: 2
Coding region: 1-1272 (423 amino acids)
Biological process (GO): DNA catabolic process
Molecular function (GO): endonuclease activity; nucleic acid binding
Source: RefSeq, a predicted model, not a curated record